Molecule: messenger RNA, 7539 nt
Organism: Coregonus sp. 'balchen'
Lineage: Eukaryota; Metazoa; Chordata; Actinopteri; Salmoniformes; Salmonidae
Source: the annotation of a GenBank genome assembly
AUGGAGAAGUUCCAGGCUGGUAUGGUCCUAGCGGGGGUGGGGGACGCCCUGGGCUACCGUAAGGGCCGGUGGGAGAGCUGCCCCUCUGGGCCACAGAUCCAGGAAGAGCUGGCCUCUCUGGGAGGCCUGGGGGCUCUGAAACUGGACCCAGACAACUGGCCCCUCAGCGACGGAGCCCUGAUGCACAUGACCACCGCUGAGGCCCUCAUCACAGGUGAGGACAGGACACACCCACAGAGGUUAGAGGAGGGUGGAUGGGGAGGAGGGCAUGGGGGUUAGGGGACAUAGGGGGUUGGUGCUAGUUGACCAUGCUAGAAGGGAUGGAUACUAACUAAAUAGUAACAUUGACCAAUCAAUAGUACUUGCUCAUUGGUUCCAACGAUAUUAUCACUUUAUGACCAUCUAAGAUACAGUGCCUGUGUUAGCCUAGUAAAGGAAACUAGUAAAGGAAAACUAGUAAAGGAAACUAGUGAAGGAAACUAAUAAAGGGAAACUAGUAAAGGGAACUAGUAAAGGAAACUAGUGAAGGGAAACUAGUAAAGGAAACGAAUAAAGGGAAACUAGUAAAGGGAACUAGUAAAGGGAACUAGUAAAGGGAAACUAGUAAAGGGAACUAAAAUAGUUGAGCUCUCUGAGACAGUGAGACCACCAGUAGUCUGGUGUUUCUCUCAUUCUCACUGACACAUUCACUCACUUACUCUCUCUUCACUCUCCUAAACCUCUCACUAUCUCCUCAAUCAUUAACACACACACACACCUGUCCAGUCUGAUUUUACAGAGAGACGAGAAUAGCAGUCUUUUAAGUCUCUAGGACUAGUCUGUGGAAACUCCUAAUCACUGGAUGGGCCAUAUUUCUUCCGGACAAUGCCUGGCUGACACCAUAAUCCCUAUAGCAGUUAGAAAUGACUCAGCGCAGGCCGUAAUCCCAAACACCUCCAUGUGUCAUCACAUCUACACUUCAUCUCUUCAUCAGAGGAGCCUAGCCUGGUCCCAGAUCUGUUUGUGCUGUCUUGCCAACUCCUAUGGUCAUGGCAAUGGAAUUGGCAAGACCAUAGGAGUUAGCAGUGGUGGAAAAAGUACCCAAUUGUCAUACUUGAGUAAAAGUAAAGAUACCUUAAUAGAAAAUGACUCAAGUAAAAGUGAAAGUCACCCAGUAAAAUACUACUUGUGUAAAAGUCAAAGUAUUUGGUUUUAAAUAUACUUCAGUAUCAAAAGUAAAUGUAAUUGCUAAAAUAUACUUAAGUAUCAAAAGUAAUUCCUUAUAUCAAGCAAACCAGACGGCAUCAUUUUCUUGUUUUUUAAAUUUACGGAUAGCCAGGGGCAUGCUCCAACACUCAGACAUAAUUUACAAAUUAAGCAUGUGUGUUUAGUGAGUCCGGAUGCAGUGGGGAUGACCAGGGAUGUUCUCUUGAUAAGUGUGUGAAUUAGACCAUUUGCCUGUCCUACUAAGCAUUCAAAAUGUAACAAGUACUUUUGGGUGUCAAGGGAAAUGUAUGGAGUAAAAAGUACAUAUUUUCUUUAGGAAUGUAGUGAAGUAAAAGUAAAAGUUGUCAAAAAUAUAAAUAGUAAAGUACAGAUACCCCAAAAACUACUUAAGUAGUACUUUCAAGUAUUUUUACUUAAGUACUUUAAACAACUGGGAGUUAGCAAAACAACACAAACAGAUCUGGGACCAGGCUCCGCUGGGCAGCCUGACAGGACAACACGUAUGUCACCAACCCACCGCUGGCCUGGAUGUCUGGAGCUGCCAGGAGCUGCCAGGAGCUGCCAGGUCAGAUAAGUCCAAAAUAGAACAUGAGUCUGUCCUCAGGCAGAGAACAAUAGAGAGACAAGGUCUCAUCACAUCACUGUAGCUACUAUUUUUUUUAUUGUAUUUUACCUUUAUUUUUUAUUUUACCUGGUCAGAAGUAAUGCAUUAUAAAAGAGGGUGCCAUUUGGGAGGCAGACAGUGUUGUGACUAGGGGGCUAUUUAGGAGGCAGACAGUGUAGUGACUAGGGUGCUAUUUAGGAGGCAGACAGUGUAGUGACUAGGGUGCUAUUUAGGAGGCAGACAGUGUAGUGACUAGGGUGCUAUUUAGGAGGCAGACAGUGUAGUGACUAGGGUGCUAUUUAGGAGGCAGACAGUGUAGUAACUAGGGUGCUAUUUAGGAGGCAGACAGUGUAGUAACUAGGGCGCUAUUUAGGAGGCAGACAGUGUAGUAACUAGGGUGCUAUUUAGGAGGCAGACAGUGUAGUAACUAGGGCGCUAUUUAGGAGGCAGACAGUGUAGUAACUAGGGCGCUAUUUAGGAGGCAGACAGUGUAGUGACUAGGGUGCUAUUUAGGAGGCAGACAGUGUAGUGACUAGGGCGCUAUUUAGGAGGCAGACAGUGUAGUGACUAGGGGGCUAUUUAGGAGGCAGACAGUGUAGUGACUAGGGUGCUAUUUAGGAGGCAGACAGUGUAGUGACUAGGGUGCUAUUUAGGAGGCAGACAGUGUAGUGACUAGGGUGCUAUUUAGGAGGCAGACAGUGUAGUGAAGGGCAUUCACACCGCUUGUCUUGUCUGGUAAACUAGGAUGAGAAGAUGGAAUGAAUGAUUUUCAUUCAGUUACUUUGACACCAGUAAUCCCCCUUCGCUCCACUUCUUUACACCCACUGAUUGGAACUCCCCCUCCCUCUCUUCCUGACACCCGUCUGGUUCCUCCCUGUCCUGAGGGUGUAGCCUGGACCCUGAGUCCUGAAUCAGAGGUGACACACACACAGACAACACACCAAUGACACACACACACACUCCACACCAAUGACACACAUACACACACAAACAUAUGCACCAACCCAUGAUACACAGGUGUGGAGCCCCCACAUCAGAACACAUGGUCUAAUCUAAGCACAGCACAGCAGGCUAAACAUAGACUCUCAUCUGGCUGGUAUGGCAAACAUGCCACAGCCCCCCCACGGACAGACAGGGUCUGACUCCCAACCACUCUGUGUGAGUGUUUAUAUAUUUAUAGAGGAGAGGAGAGGAGAGGAUGGAGAGAGAGGAAGAGAGAGGAGAGGAGAGACGAGAGAGAGAGGCUAGUCGUAUCUCGCAUGAGAGGAUCGAGCGGAGACCGAGAGUCUCUACGAGCUGUUCGUGUGGAGAGUGAGACGUGUACGGAGAGUCUUGUAGCGCGACGAGAUAGACGGCGUGAGUAUAAGAGGUUGAGUGGACAGGCACACAAAUAUUUUUUGGAUGGUUAACUUUAACGUUUUUAUGCAUCAUGUACAUCAUAGUUGACAACAUUACAGACCUCACUAGUGUCACUACAUUCAUCCACCUCUGGCCUGCUGGCCCCCCUACCUCUACCUCUGGCCUGCUAGCCCCCCUACCUCUACGGAAGCACAGUUCCCGCUCAGCCAGUCAAAGCUAUUCGCUGCUCUGGCACCCCAAUGGUGGAACAAGUUCCCCACGACGCCAGGACAGCGGAGUCACUGACCACCUUCCGGAGACACUUGAAACCCUACCUCUUUAAGGAAUACCUGGAAUAGUAAAAUAGUUGGCCCUUUGCAGGUGUAUUUAAUGACAAGCUUCCAGACUUGCAGUUGCAUUAACUAUGCUGUGUGUAAACUGUGGUGAGGUAACUAUGCUGUGUGUAAACUGUGGUGAGGUAACUAUGCUGUGUGUAAACUGUGGUGUGGUAACUAUGCUGUGUGUAAACUGUGUUGUGGUAACUAUGCUGUGUGUAAACUGUGGUGUGGUAACUAUGCUGUGUGUAAACUGUGGUGUGGUAACUAUGCUGUGUGUAAACUGUGGUGUGGUAACUAUGCUGUGUGUAAACUGUGGUGUGGUAACUAUGCUGUGUGUAAACUGUGGUGAGGUAACUAUGCUGUGUGCAAACCGUGUUGUGGUAACUAUGCUGUGUGUAAAUUGUGGUGAGGUAACUAUGCUGUGUGUAAACUGUGGUGUGGUAACUAUGCUGUGUGUAAACUGUGGUGUGGUAACUAUGCUGUGUGCAAACCGUGUUGUGGUAACUAUGCUGUGUGCAAACCGUGUUGUGGUAACUAUGCUGUGUGUAAACUGUGGUGUGGUAACUAUGCUGUGUGCAAACUGUGGUUUGGUAACUAUGCUGUGUGUAAACUGUGGUGUGGUAACUAUGCUGUGUGUAAACUGUGGUGUGGUAACUAUGCUGUGUGUAAACUGUGGUGUGGUAACUAUGCUGUGUGUAAACUGUGGUGUGGUAACUAUGCUGUGUGUAAACUGUGGUGUGGUAACUAUGCUGUGUGUAAACUGUGGUGUGGUAACUAUGCUGUGUGUAAACUGUGGUGUGGUAACUAUGCUGUGUGUAAACUGUGGUGUGGUAACUAUGCUGUGUUUAAACUGUGUUGUGGUAACUAUGCUGUGUGUAAACUGUGGUGUGGUAACUAUACUGUGUUUAAACCGUGUUGUGGUAACUAUGCUGUGUGUAAACUGUGGUGUGGUAACUAUGCUGUGUGUAAACUGUGGUGUGGUAACUAUGCUGUGUGUAAACUGUGGUGUGGUAACUAUGCUGUGUGUAAACUGUGGUGUGGUAACUAUGCUGUGUUUAAACUGUGUUGUGGUAACUAUGCUGUGUGUAAACUGUGGUGUGGUAACUAUGCUGUGUGUAAACUGUGGUGUGGUAACUAUGCUGUGUGUAAACUGUGGUGAGGUAACUAUGCUGUGUGUAAACCGUGUUGUGGUAACUAUGCUGUGUGUAAACUGUGGUGUGGUAACUAUACUGUGUUUAAACCGUGUUGUGGUAACUAUGCUGUGUGUAAACUGUGGUGUGGUAACUAUGCUGUGUGUAAACUGUGGUGUGGUAACUAUACUGUGUUUAAACCGUGUUGUGGUAACUAUGCUGUGUGUAAACUGUGGUGUGGUAACUAUGCUGUGUGUAAACUGUGGUGAGGUAACUAUACUGUGUUUAAACCGUGUUGUGGUAACUAUGCUGUGUGUAAACUGUGGUGUGGUAACUAUGCUGUGUGUAAACCGUGUUGUGGUAACUAUGCUGUGUGUAAACCGUGUUGUGUUCUGUGUUGUUCCAGACUACUGGUGUUUGGAGGACCUCUACAGGGAGCUGGUCAGGGUGUAUGUUGAGGCCAUGGCGUCUCUCCAGGGUCGCCCUCCUGACCCAGCCACCGUGGAGGGAUGUGCUCACCUCAAACCCAACAACUUCCUGCUGGCCUGGCACACACCCUUCAAUGAGAAAGGUCAGAGGUCACAACACACAGAUGUGUGAGGUCUAAUGGUGACAUGAUUUAGUAGGGUUCAGUUCAACCUGCACAUGUGCAGUCUCUCUCUCUGUGUAUCUCACCAUGUGGCAAUUCUCCUGAUGGGUUUUGUGCAGGUUCUGUGUUUGGUGCAGCCACUAAGGCAAUGUAUGUGUGUCUCACAGUGUGUGUGUGUCUCACUGUGUGUGUGUGUGUGUGUGUGUGUGUGUGUGUGUGUGUGUGUGUGUGUGUGUGUGUGUGUGUGUGUGUGUGUGUGUGUGUGUGUGUGUGUGUGUGUGUGUGUGUGUGUGUGUGUGUGUUCCUCACCAGGUUCUGGGUAUGGAGCUGCCACCAAGGCCAUGUGUGUGGGGAUGAAGUACUGGCAGCCUGAGAGGCUGGACAACCUAGUGGAGGUCAGCAUUGAGACGGGACGCAUGACCCACAACCACCCUACAGGUACUAUACAACAUGACCCACAACCACCCUACAGGUACUAUACAACAUGACCCAACCACCCUACAGGUACCAUACAACAUGACCCACAACCACUCUACAGGUACCAUACAACAUGACCCAACCACCCUACAGGAACCAUACAACAUGACCCAACCACCCUACAGGAAUCAUACAACAUGACCCACAACCACCCUACAGGAAUCAUACAACAUGACCCAACCACCCUACAGGAAUCAUACAACAUGACCCACAACCACCCUACAGGAACCAUACAACAUGACCCAACCACCCUACAGGAAUCAUACAACAUGACCCAACCACCCUACAGGUAUCAUACAACAUGACCCAACCACCCUACAGGAAUCAUACAACAUGACCCACAACCACCCUACAGGAAUCAUACAACAUGACCCAACCACCCUACAGGAAUCAUAGCCUAGACGUUAUAGUAUAGCCUGCUAUUUAACUAGCCUGGUCCCACAUCUGUUUGCGCUGUCUUGCUCUAGUGAUUAUCCUGGGGACGAGGUUAGUGUCUUGCCAACUUCUAUAGGCAAAACAACAGCAACAGAUCUGGGAGCAGGCUGGAUUUACCUGGCAUCACCAUCUAUAGUGACAUAAUACUGACCUGGCUGAUUCCAACAGGUUUCCUGGGCUCUCUGACCACGGCUCUGUUUGCGUCGUACGCGGUGCAGGGCAAACCGCUGGUGACCUGGGGUCGCGACCUCAUGAAGGUCAUCCCCAAAGCCGAGGAGUACUGUAAGAAGACCAUACGCCACAUGGCAGGUGUGUGUGAGAGUGUGUGUGUGUGUGUGUGUGUGUGUGUGUGUGUGUGUGAUUAAAUGGGACUAUAUGUUGUGUCCACUGCAGAGUACCAGGAGAAGUGGUUCUACUUCGAGGCUAAGUGGCAGUUCUACCUGGAGGAGAGAGAACUGGAGCAGGAGGCGCAGAACAAGCCACUGUUCCCUGACACCUACAACGCCGAGGAGACAGACAAGGUCAUCCAUUGGUUCCAUUCUACCUGGCAAACUGGAUAUUUAAAGACAUUUGACAGAUGUAUUUGACCAAGGUGUGCUCUCCUCACAGGUGUAGAAGUAUUUAACCCAGGUGUGUCCUCCUCUUCCCAGGUGUAGAAGUAUUUAACCCAGAUGUGUCCUCCUCUCCUCAGGUGUAGAAGUAUUUAACCCAGGUGUGUCCUCCUCUCCUCAGGUGUAGAAGUAUUUAACCCAGGUGUGUCCUCUCCUCAGGUGUAGAAGUAUUUAACCCAGGUGUGUCCUCCUCUCCUCAGGUGUAGAAGUAUUUAACCCAGGUGUGUCCUCCUCUCCCCAGGUGUAGAAUUAUUUAACCCAGGUGUGUCCUCCUCUCCCCAGGUGUAUAGGCGCUGGAGCUCAGAGGGCCGUGCUGGACGGAGGGGCCAUGACGCUCCCAUGAUAGCCUACGAUGCUCUCCUGGCCUCAGGCUCCGACUGGACCCAGCUCUGCCGCCGCGCCAUGUUCCACGGAGGUGGGCUGUGUGUGUGUGUUGUGUGUGUGUUGUGUGUGUUGUGUGUGCUUGCCAUUAGUAUCAGUUCUGAGCCAUUCAUUGUGUCCCCCAGGGGAGAGCAGUGCCACAGGGCUGAUAGCAGGCUGUCUGUACGGUCUCCUGUUCGGCCUGUCCCAGGUCCCUGAAGGGCUGCACCAGGAUGUGGACCGACGCACUCGGCUGGAGGAGCUCGGAGCCGAGCUGUACAGGGCAGCCUCUGCAGAGAGGAGCACAGAGAAGUAACAACACCACCCUGCCCACACCGCCCUCUUCUGGCCGACAUAGGAACUACACAUGAAUGACUUCUCCAUGGCUGGCUGCUGGCUGCUGGCUGCUCACCUGCCUACCUACCUACCUACCAGUGGAGGCUGAUGGGAG